GUUUGUUUGUUUGUUUGUUUUUUUUAAAGAGCGUCAAGCAUGGGUUUAUGAAGGCCUCCUCUAGUAAUUCGGUGAUAUUCUGACAUCUGGUUCUGUGGGAUCCCAAUCUGGGGAAUUCUGAUAAAAUUCCUUAGUCCAGGGCAACGAUCAAGAAGUCACAGUUACCCAGCUUGUUACUUGGGAGUUUGGACAGAGCCACAAGUUUUUGUUGUUAGUUAGUUUGUUUGUUUGUUUGUUUUUCUGACCCUCCUUGGGACCCUAGGGAUGCCCUGGUGAGACUGGGAGCCAAGAAAUUGGAGAGGUCUGGCAUCUGAGCACCCGGGGCAGGGGUUCAAUGCUUAGGCUGCACACCAGAGCAGAGGAACACUAAGGACCUUCCGUGAUACCGGGAGCCAAGCACGGGAUAGGCCUAGCACGGACAUCAGGCGUUCCUGGGGCUGAGAUGGAAAUCUGAGAGGCCUGGCCUAGCAGCUGGGGGAAACCCGGCACUUCUAGUGGGUUCCAAGUGCCUGGCUUGUGCUAGAAGGCAAUUGUGGAAAAGCCACCUAGUUCUUAAGAUUUCUUUGGUCGAACUGGUGAAUCUUUGAAUUGCCCAGCCUGUCAUUGUCCCUGGUGUUGUAUUGGUCUCAUGCUUGUUGUCUCUGUAUCUUGUAUGUAUUUCUGUGUUCCCGCAGAAUCUUCUCCAGUUACAGGAGAAUUUAGGAGUCAGUCCAAGCUCUAGCUGCAGCUGCGCCUACGCCUCUGGGCUGGGACAAUUUGUACAAGUCCUCCUCCAACCCAAGGCACAAAUCUGCUGCUGCUGGCCAAGGCUGCUUUGAUAGCCUGGCUGAAAAUUCCUUGCCUCUGAGCUUUCUGGCCACUGGAUUCAGUUCAGCAGGAUUCAAAUGUCUUUUGGCCAUUUGUAUAAAAAGAACCUUGAUGUGACCAAGAUGCGGCCAGGAAAGCCUCGGCCUCUGCUCAGGGUAGAGGACCACGACUUCACCAUGAGGCCAGCCUUUGGAGGCCCCGCCAUCCCUGUAGGUGUGGACGUGCAGGUGGAGAGUCUGGACAGCAUCUCCGAGGUGGACAUGGACUUCACCAUGACCCUAUACCUGAGGCAUUACUGGAGGGACGAGAGGCUGGCCUUCCCCAGCAGCAGCAACAAGAGCAUGACCUUUGAUGGCCGGCUGGUGAAGAAGAUCUGGGUUCCUGAUGUCUUCUUUGUGCACUCCAAACGCUCCUUCAUCCACGACACCACCACCGACAACAUCAUGCUGCGAGUGUUCCCCGAUGGCCAUGUGCUAUACAGCAUGAGGAUUACGGUCACUGCCAUGUGCAACAUGGACUUCAGCCACUUUCCCCUGGAUUCCCAGACCUGCUCUUUGGAGCUGGAGAGCUAUGCGUACACAGAUGAAGAUCUGAUGCUGUACUGGAAGAACGGGGACGAGUCCCUGAAGACAGACGAGAAGAUCUCCUUGUCCCAGUUUCUGAUCCAGAAGUUUCACACGACUUCCAGACUGGCCUUCUACAGCAGCACUGGCUGGUACAACCGUCUGUACAUCAACUUCACUCUGCGUCGUCACAUCUUCUUCUUCUUGCUCCAAACCUACUUCCCUGCCACCCUCAUGGUCAUGCUGUCCUGGGUGUCCUUCUGGAUCGACCACAGAGCCGUGCCCGCCAGAGUCUCACUGGGCAUCAUGACGGUGCUGACCAUGUCGACCAUCAUCACGGGUGUGAACGCCUCCAUGCCCCGAGUGUCCUACAUCCGGGCCGUGGACAUCUACCUCUGGGUCAGCUUUGUGUUCGUCUUCCUCUCCGUGCUGGAGUACGCAGCUGUCAACUACCUGACCACACUGCAGGAGCAGAAGGAACGGAAGUUCCGGGAGAAGCUUCCAUGCAUGUGUGGAAUGCUUCAUUCAAGGACCAUGAUGCUGGAUGGAAGCUACAGUGAAUCUGAGGCCAACAGCCUGGCUGGCUACCCAAGAAGCCACAUUCUGCCAGAAGAAGAAAGGCCAGAUAACAUCGUGGUUCAUUUGGCCCUCAACAGUGAAUUGACCUCCUCCAGAAAGAAAGGCCUUCUGAAAGGCCAAAUGGGUCUCUACAUCUUCCAGAACACCCAUGCCAUUGACAAAUACUCCAGGUUGAUAUUUCCUGCCUUCUACAUAGUUUUCAACCUAAUUUAUUGGUCAGUGUUUUCCUAGGGAUUCUAAGGCUGUGUCUGUGAAAGGGCAUGGACAUCCACUGGUGGAUACAUGGACCUAAUGACCACACUCCACACCAGGCCAAGCAGCUGCUUCUGGCCUGGAGGAGCCUGGGGACCUCCAGCUGCCCUCACCCCAUCUUCAUGGCUCUUUUCCUAUCUCAUGAUAUUCCAGUUCACACUUUUGACUUCUCUGAACAGACAGCUGUCUUCUGCUGUUUGUGAACUUGUUCACAAGAAUCCCCCCUUUCCCCACCUACUUAAUAAAAGACUCAACUGCC
Messenger RNA from Mus musculus (house mouse), 2460 nucleotides. RefSeq names its product gamma-aminobutyric acid type A receptor subunit rho 2 (gene Gabrr2). Bases 885 to 2180 code for a protein of 431 amino acids. Gene Ontology annotation, cellular component: plasma membrane; postsynaptic membrane; membrane. The transcript has 9 exons. Gene Ontology annotation, molecular function: GABA-gated chloride ion channel activity; monoatomic ion channel activity; GABA-A receptor activity. The record is from RefSeq and is a predicted model, not a curated record. Lineage: Eukaryota; Metazoa; Chordata; Mammalia; Rodentia; Muridae. Gene Ontology annotation, biological process: regulation of postsynaptic membrane potential; chloride transport; monoatomic ion transport.